CAGUCCACACAGCUGUAACCUCCUAUCAGGCAAGCAGAUUUUUUUAACAGCAACUCACACACCACAUGUACUCUUAGAUGAGAGAACACGGCAUUGGCAGGCCACCAACAUAGUGUGUUUACUAUCCUUAAUUUGGAAAAGAGUUUUUGACAUCAUUGAUUAUGGUAUUGUGGCUCUUCAGAUCAGGAGGUUGCCUGGGACCUAAAGUAUAUUCCGAGGUACCAGAUGGUGGCUGGGGUUGGAUUGUGGCUUUGGCCUUUUUUGUUGUUGAGAUCUUCACUUAUGGAGUUAUUAAAAGCUUUGGCAUAUUCCUCAACGAUCUGAUGUGCGAGUUUAAUGAAACCAACAGUCGGGUUUCAUGGAUAAUCUCAAUAUGUGUGUUUGUAAUGACAUUUACAGCACCAUUGUCCACUGGGCUGAGCAACAGAUUUGGCUACCAGCCUGUUGUGAUUCUUGGAGGAUUCCUAACUUGCCUGGGAACAAUAUGCACUGCAUUCACCAGCUGCAUAAAUCAGAUUUACAUCACAAUCGGGAUAGUUUCAGGACUUGGUUACUGUUUGACAUUUCUCCCAACUGUCACCAUACUGUCCCAAUACUUCAGCAGACGUCGAUCUUUGGUCACUGCAGUGGCCUCCACAGGAGAAUCUUUUGCCAUAUUUGCUUUUGGACCAGCGUUUACUGCACUUAAGACACAUAUUGGCUGGAGAUACACAAUGGUGGUGCUUGGCAUGUUACAGGGUACCAUCCUUGUCUGUGGACUUCUGCUUCGCCCCAUGAUCAUCAAGAUAGAAACUACAGAAUGUUUAACCAAACCUCUGAGAAAGCAGGAAUUUGAGAACUCUAUCACUGAUACUGAAUUCAGUGGCUCAGUGAGCUCCAGAGGCUUGGUUGUGCAGUCAUCUGAAAAUUUGGAAGGGGGACUCCAAACAGAGGGACAACAAAAAGAUGGAGACACAUUUCAGACUGCUCAAUGUGAAAAGGAUACAAAACGUUUGGGCAGAAACAAGCUCCUUGACCUUUCUGUGUUAAAGGAAGGCAGCUUCUUAUGUUAUGCUGCAUUUGGUCUUUUUGCAACACUGGGCUUCUUUGCCCCACAUCUAUAUGUGGUGGAGUUCAGUGUGAGUAUGGGAACUGAAAGGGACAAAGCAGCCUACAUGCUGUCAAUAAUGGCGGUGGCCGAGAUCUUUGGACGUCUCUCCAUUGGCUGGAUAAUGAGCUGUGGCUGCAUUAGGAAGAUAUUUGUCCUACUUGGAUGUGUGUUUCUGAUAUGUCUAGUGUUAAUGAUCUUCACAGUAGUAGAAGGUUUCUGGGGCCUGGCUGUCUGCUGUGUCUUAUAUGGUUUUCUGUUAGGCAAUAUUGCAUCCACACAUAUCCCCAUGCUGGCAGAGGAUGACGUAGUAGGCAUAGACAGAAUGUCAUUAGCUGUAGGUGUCUAUGUGUGCAUCCAGAGCGUUGCAGGACUUGCUGGGCCACCUUUAGGAGGUUUUUUGGUGGACAUCACACAGAAUUAUAGCUCUGCCUUUUACUCCUGUGCUGCUGGUACAGGGAUAGGUGCACUCUUUCUUGGACUGGUACGUCCAGUAAAGACAGGUUUUCUGUGCCCAAAAAAAAAGAUCAGCACUUGCCAAAACAGCCUUUGAUGCUGAGCAAAGGUCAGCAUAAAGUCAUGCCUGAGGAAUUUCUAGAGGUGGCAUUCUACAUAACUCACAAGGUUAAUCUUCUAUUCUCUUUGAGCUUGCGACUGGCAAAUGUGUGGAUGUCUGAACAUGGAACAGUAUCAAGCUGCAUAUC
Tachysurus vachellii is the source of this 1791-nucleotide messenger RNA. Its product is annotated as monocarboxylate transporter 7. NCBI's taxonomy places the organism in Eukaryota, Metazoa, Chordata, Actinopteri, Siluriformes, Bagridae. Gene Ontology annotation, molecular function: monocarboxylic acid transmembrane transporter activity. Gene Ontology annotation, biological process: monocarboxylic acid transport; transmembrane transport. The coding region runs from base 162 to 1640 and encodes 492 amino acids. The record is from RefSeq and is a predicted model, not a curated record. The transcript is spliced from 6 exons.